This is a messenger RNA of Paramisgurnus dabryanus, 1288 nucleotides long. It is a transcript of the gene eps8b, whose product is annotated as epidermal growth factor receptor pathway substrate 8b. Gene Ontology annotation, molecular function: actin binding. Gene Ontology annotation, biological process: Rho protein signal transduction; positive regulation of ruffle assembly; regulation of Rho protein signal transduction. The record is from RefSeq and is a predicted model, not a curated record. Gene Ontology annotation, cellular component: vesicle; plasma membrane; ruffle membrane. Lineage: Eukaryota; Metazoa; Chordata; Actinopteri; Cypriniformes; Cobitidae.
GCGAAGGGCGUAGCGUUUGCCGGCACGCUUGCAGCGAAGCAACUGCGGACUGUUCUGAUAAAGCAUGCUCGAGUCGUCUAACAGCGACCUCCAACAUGUCAGAAUCCGUUAUCACUUUGUGGCGCGCAAUGCCAACGAGCUCACCGUGCAGCAGGGAGAGAUACUGGAGGUCUUGGAAAACAAUAAACAAUGGUGGCUGCUGAGGAACCGCAGUGGUCAGUCAGGCUACGUGCCUUGUAAUGUGCUAGAAGAGGUCAAACCAGAAGAGCAGCAGUACAACCGCGCUGCUCUCUUUAACAGCCAGGCUGUCAAUCCUUACAAAGGAACUCCAACUGCUCCUGUAAAUCAUGUAGAGGUUUUGGAGAUGAAUAAAUCCUCCAGGGACAAAGACAACCGCAGCCAACAGAAGGAGGUAAACGAUGAGCUGUUGAAGAGGAUAACGGACAGUAAGGCUCAACCACCCGCUCGUAACUUUAGGGUAGAGCGAUCGUGCAGAACCGUGCCCAUCACGCAGACAUCUGAGCCCUUUGAGGUGCACGCUUGGCUUAAUGCCAAGGGUUUCUCCAGGCCGGUGGUGGAUUGUCUGGGUAGUCUUAACGGUGCUCAGCUUUUUUCUCUCAGCAAGGAUGAGCUGAGGGCCGUGUGUGGGGACGAGGGGUCGCGUGUCUUCAGUCAGCUCAGUGUGCAGAAAGCCCAAAUAGAGAAAAGUCACGGUGACACAGAGCUGCAGGAGAUCAUGAGACGACGGCAACAGGAAGUGGAAGCCUCAGCCUGGGAAUGAUUACAGUCAAUCGCGAUAAUUUCAUCGCAUUUUCUCCAAUACUCUUGUUCACCCUACAAUCAACAGCCACCCAGAGGAAUUCAGAACAGAUGGACUAAACAGCUCCAGUCAUUACUGUAACCGUGUCCAGCUCAUUUCCUUUAUGACCUGUACAACGUAGUGCUUAACAUAAGUGCUUUAAACUGAUGAACAUGAAUGCAUUGGGAUUAAAGUCUUUAACCUCCAUUUAAAGUGAUAAAAAUGACAUUGGGCAUCGACUAAUAAGUCCUAAUAUUUGAAACAAGUAGUCUGUCACUGCAUGAAAAUCAUGAAGAUUUUCUCUAUAAUGGUACUGAAGUAUUAUCACAUACUUCAUACGGCUAAAUGACUACUUAAUAUUAAUGUUGAAGACUGUCUCAUCACUCAUUUGUCGGUACUUCUUUUUUUCGCAUGUUUCAUGCUUUAUUAAUGCAAAUCAGGUCAUGUUUAUUCAUGUGUGUGUGUGUGUGUGUGUGUGUGUGUGUGUGU